Messenger RNA from Nerophis lumbriciformis (worm pipefish), 1505 nucleotides. It is a transcript of the gene ccdc51, whose product is annotated as coiled-coil domain containing 51. NCBI's taxonomy places the organism in Eukaryota, Metazoa, Chordata, Actinopteri, Syngnathiformes, Syngnathidae. The record is from RefSeq and is a predicted model, not a curated record.
AGAAUCCUGAUCCGGAAAUAGGAGAAUGAAUAUAUGCCGGAACAAAAAUCUCGUGACCUGGCUAGGCUACUUGCUUCAUUUGACUGAUGACUCUUGGCGGCCAAAAUACUGUCAAGGUGACAUGUCUGUUUUGAAAACAAAGUGGAAUAUAGUUGCUGGGGAGACUUUGCGGCUUAGACAGUUUUCCUAUUGCGUGUCUCGAUGAGGUACAGAGGUCAUGGCUCGUGUUGUCUGUCCCGCCUCUUCCUGCUUGGACCUCGGCCAGACCGGAUGUGUGUGGUCCGCAGCUACAGUGCCCAACACCGGCCGAGUGGCCCGGGGCGUCCUGACGGGAAGGAUGGACCCGAGAGUGCGAAGGAACGUGCGGUGUCAGCCUUACAACAUGCAGGUCAGUUGGGGCAUCAGUGGGGUCAAAGGUCGGCACAGAUGGCCACUGCCGCCAUGAACCGUUGGUGGGAGAGGUAUGAGGAGUUUGUCGGCCUCAACGAGGUCCGCGGCGCUCAGGCAAAUGUCACAGAGGCUGAGGCGGCGUUCAUGGUUUCCAGGGGGAUGGUGCGCGAGGCUCACGGCAGCCUGGAGACCCUGCAGGCCCGGCUGAAGGAGGUCAGGGACAGGCUGGACAGAGUCUCCAGGGAGGAGGCGCACUACCUGGAGCUGGCCACGCUGGAGCACAAACUGCUGCAGGAGGAGCGCCGCUUGAGAAUGGCCUACGAGCACGCCGAGGGCUCGGAGAGAGAGAAGUUCGCCUCGUUCUCGGCCGCCGUCAGGGAGAGUCACGAGAAGGAGAGGACGCGAGCCGAGCGCACCAAGAACUGGUCCGUGAUUGGCUCGGUGCUGGGAGCCCUGAUCGGGGUCAUGGGGUCCACAUACGUCAACCGCGUCCGACUGCAGGAGCUCAAAAGUCUGCUGCUGGAGGCCCAGAAGGGGCCAGAAAGCCUGCAGGAAGCCCUGAAAGUCCAAGCAGGGAACCAUCGCUCGCAGCAGGACGAGCUCCGGGCGCUCAUCGACAGCCUCAGGGUCACCCUGAAGGCUCCUCUCCUGACCCGCUCCUCGGCCGUCAGCCCUUCUCCGUCCUCGGGCGAGGUCCAAAGGACAGAGUCCCCCCUGCAGUCCCAAGUGGGGCAGCUGCAGCAAGGACUGGGCAAGGUCCAGAGUGAUCUUUCCCUGGUGAGGAGCCUGCUUGAAACCGCACCGCAGAGGCCGGUCCGAAUCCAGACAGCGGACCGGCCGGGGUUGGAGUCGAUGGUUCAGACUUUUGAGGACACCCAGAGGACGUUGGGCGAACGUGUCAGCCGGAGCACGCUCUAUAACGCCGCCUUCACGUACACGGCCGCCGCCAUCACGGUCUCUGCUGUGUACGCUCUACUCCGGGGGGGUGCAUAGCGACGAGCCAUCACACUUGUUUUGAUCAUUCCAAGGAGACUGAUGACUCUCUCACUUUUAAUUCCGAUACAAGUGACAUACUUGAACAUGUGAUCAUGCAUUAAAAACAAGAUGUGAUUCUC